Aplysia californica (California sea hare) is the source of this 1778-nucleotide messenger RNA. RefSeq names its product neurofilament medium polypeptide. NCBI's taxonomy places the organism in Eukaryota, Metazoa, Mollusca, Gastropoda, Aplysiida, Aplysiidae. The coding region runs from base 246 to 1778 and encodes 510 amino acids. The transcript is spliced from 6 exons. The record is from RefSeq and is a predicted model, not a curated record.
UAACAGCGCGCGGUCUUGGGGGCUGUGGGCGAGGGGCACUUACCUGAUUCAAAACUUUGGGAUUAAUUGGUGACUCUACAACCCUCGAGUGACACUGAAUCAGCAAACAGCUCUCUCGUGAAGUAAUACGGGAGAUGGAGACCAGACCACGUACAUAGUGGGUUUUGUAUCCAGUGUGUCACAAUAUUGUUCAAAGAAGAAUCUUGAACUAAGUAACAUUUGAGAGUUGAAAGGAGGACGGGAGAAUGACCAGUGCUGUCAGGUCUUGGAAAACUUUUGACCUCAAAAGAGGUCACACAAAACAAUUCUCGGAUGAGUUACCCUUUGACCCGGGCAAGAAGAGAUGGGCCAAAUCAAGCCUUAGACGUGACGCUUACAGAGUGACCCUGCGCCAUCGCACUCUGGACGACUACCCGAUGCAGCACGGCCUGGCUGACGCAGUGCGCAUGCUCGAGCGCCGUCGUCAGGAACAGCAGACGCAGAAGCGCAACAUGGCGGCGGCGCUGAACGAGAGCAGGAACCUCAACUCUUACAGCCGGAGGAGAUUCGACGUCGCGCUGGGAGUGAGGCGGGACGAGAAAUUACCCCCGCCGAGCGAGACGGACCAGACGCUGUUCUGGAGGGAGCCACGCCCCUCUUGGACACGCCCACGCCACCACAGCGUCUCCGGCAGUGUCGCGGUGAAGAGGGAGGAGCCGCCCGUGAAGCUGGCGGAACGCCCGGACUCAGAGCCACCUCUCAGGUCGUGUCUCCCUCGACGGACAUUCAACCACGCCCGAGGAAGCCCAGAGGCGUACCCUGGUAUACGUCAGCUGGUUAAGGAAUACAAUACAGAGUUACGCGUUGUGUGCACGACGCCAGGCGAACGCAGUUGUGCUGAGGCCUGGCAGUCAGGGAGGGCCUCUGUGUUGAGUGACGUCCUGCUUGUGCCUGUUCAAGAAGACAUGCCGGAGGAUGGAGGGGAGGAGGAGGAUGGGAGCGUUAUGUCUCUCUUGUCCCUGCAGGAAGACGAGGGAGAGGAUGAGGUGGAGGGGGAAGAGUUGUUUGGGGAUCAGCUGGACGGAAGGAAAGAGGGAGCUGCAACCAGCCCAGAUGGGGAGAAAACGACCGUAUUCCCCAGUGUACCAGAGCUCAGAGGAUCACCUGGAAAGAAAAAGAAGGCAACAUCGCCAGAACCGAAAGCCCCGCCCACCGAUGACGUAGAAUCUGAACGCUCCACCCCAUCCCCGUCCCCACCAUGGAGGUGCUGGGUGGACGACGCGACAGUGUCGAGCAUCGCCGCCCCAUCAGAACCCGAGGCAGCAGCAGAAGACGGCCUCUCACCCUCCCCGUCUCCAGCUUUAUUAGAAGGACCCGGCCAAACACUGCCUGGAAAACCCGCCACAAAAGGGAGUCCCGAUACAGCGGCUCUCGCCUCAAAGACCCAGAGCAAGUUGGACGCCAAAACCGCCACAGCUCUCUCGGCGGAAAAACCGCCAAGUCCCAGCCCGGCGGAGACGCCUCUUGGGAAGAAGAAAGCCUCGGCUAAAGGAAGGAGAAGGAAGGAACCGGAACCAGUAGAGCUGCCGGAACCACCGCCACCGGUGGAAGAAGUCAAGGAGGAGGCAGAGGUGGAAGAGGUUACGGUGGAGGUGGUGGAGGAAGAGGUGGAGCCAGUUCUUCCUCUCAGCAUAUGUCCCAGCUCUGAGGGAAAAUCCCACCAAGCAGAAGUGAAGCUCUGGCUCAGAAAAUCGCCAUUUUCGGCAGCUAGCAGAAGUGUACCAAUAUAUUGGUCUUAG